AUGGCCAAGAAUAACUUCACUGAAGUAACUCAGUUCAUUCUCAUGGGCUUUACUGAGCACCCCAAAUGGCAGGUUCCCCUCUUCAUUCUGUUUCUUGGUUUCUACCUUGCCACCCUUCUGGGGAAUGUGGGAAUGACUGUUCUCAUCCAGGUCGAUGUCCAACUCCACACCCCUAUGUACUUCUUCCUGAGCCACCUCUCCCUGCUGGAUGCCUGCUACACCUCAGUCAUCACCCCUCAGAUCCUGGCCACACUCGCCACAGAUGUAACUGUCAUCUCCUAUAGCCGAUGUGCUGCCCAGUUCUUCUUCUUCACCAUCUGUGCAGGCACAGAGUGUUUCCUGCUGGCCGUGAUGGCCUAUGACCGCUAUGUUGCCAUUAGCAACCCACUGCUCUACACUGCAGCCAUGAAUCCCAGAGUCUGCUGGGGUUUGGUGAUGGGAGCCUAUUUCUGUUCACUGUCUGGAACUAUCUUGCGUACCACGUGCACCUUCUCUCUGUCCUUCUGUGAAGACAAUCAGAUCAACUUCUUCUUCUGUGACGUCCCUCCCCUGCUGAAGCUUGCCUGCGGUGACACCAAAAAUGUUGAGAUUAUCAUUGUCUUCUUCUCCAACAUUGUGAUUGUAGUCAAUGCCUUGGUCAUCCUAAUUUCCUACUUGCUGAUCAUCAGGUCCAUUCUGAGGAUGAAGUCUUCAGGUGGCAGGGCCAAGACAUUCUCCACCUGUGCCUGCCACCUCACUGCUGUGGUCCUGUUCUAUGGAACCCUCACCUUCAUGUAUAUACGGAGUGGUUCAAGCAAAUCCUUGGAGGAAGACAAGAUUGUCUCUGUCUUCUACACUGUAGUCAUACCCAUGCUGAACCCUCUGAUAUACAGCCUGAGAAACAAGGAUGUGAAAGCUGCCUUCAAAAAGGUCACUAAUAGAAUCCAGGUGUUCCAAAGCAAAGAGACUUGA
Perognathus longimembris pacificus (Pacific pocket mouse) is the source of this 951-nucleotide messenger RNA. RefSeq names its product olfactory receptor 9I1-like. Lineage: Eukaryota; Metazoa; Chordata; Mammalia; Rodentia; Heteromyidae. Gene Ontology annotation, molecular function: G protein-coupled receptor activity; olfactory receptor activity; odorant binding. Gene Ontology annotation, cellular component: membrane. The coding region runs from base 1 to 951 and encodes 316 amino acids. The record is from RefSeq and is a predicted model, not a curated record. Gene Ontology annotation, biological process: G protein-coupled receptor signaling pathway; sensory perception of smell. The transcript has a single exon.